GGAGAGCGCGCGGAGGGAGGGGUUGCGGAGAGAGAGAGCAAGAUGGCGACUGCAGAGCCGGUAGCGGCCGCAGAGCCGCAAGAAAUAACUGAAGUACUAGAAACUGAUGCAGCAGCACCAGACACAUGCUCAGAAAAUGCCCAAGAUCAAUAUCUGAAGCAUCCUCUACAGAACAGGUGGGCACUGUGGUAUUUUAAAAAUGACAAGACCAAAGGUUGGACAGAAAACUUGCGACUUAUCGCUAAAUUUGAUACAGUUGAAGACUUCUGGGCGUUAUAUAAUCAUAUACAACAACCAAGUAAACUGCUGUUCGGGUGUGAUUAUUGUUUGUUUAAGGAUGGUAUUAAACCAAUGUGGGAAGAUGACAAGAAUAAAAAAGGUGGAAGAUGGCUAAUGACGCUUAACAAGCAACAGAGACACAAUGAUCUGGACCGAUACUGGCUGGAAACACUUUUGUGUCUGAUUGGCGAGGCCUUCGAUGAGUAUAGUGACGAGGUAUGUGGAGCUGUUGUAAACGUCAGGCCGAAAGGUGACAAAAUAGCAAUCUGGACAGGAAACUGCCAAAACAGAGAAGCAGUUGUUUCUAUAGGGCAAUUGUACAAAGAACGCUUAGGACUGUCUUUGAAAACUCUUAUUGGGUACCAGUCACACGAUGAUACUUCUAGCAAAAGUGGAUCUACAACAAAGAAUCUGUUUUCAGUUUAAGGAACAGUCCUAAAUGCAACAAACUUAAGAUUCAUCUGCUAAUGUUUAAAAAAAACUUUGGAUCGAUCAAUAUAUACUUGGAACAAGCAGAAGCGGAGCAAGCCACGUUCUGGGAUUAUCUUGCUGCUGAUUGGAUUUGGUUUCUAUUGGCAAAUGAAAGGAGAAUGCAGAAAGUCUUAGCAUUGGGUCUAUAGAAUUUUUCUCAUUUUUAAGUCUCAAAUUCAACAAUAGUGGAUGAACCAACUACACACUUUUCAGUUCUGAUUGCUAUUUCUAACCUAUAACCAGCUUACAGAAGUUGGCAGCUGCUUGGUGUGUACAAAUUACAUUGCUCACUUCAAUACAAAGGGCAAAGUCCAAUGAAUACUUUCCUAAUAUUUGGCAAGACUCUUGACAUGCUGAGACCUAUCUGGAUUUUGGUUGGUGGAGGUGAGAGCAGUGUGUGUGUGUGUGUGUGUAUACAACAAACAAUAAAUAACAAAAUACUCCAUGCCAUAGUAAGGAAGUUGGUAUGCUUGUGUCAUUUUAUUUCAAAUGACAUACAGUGUCUUGAAUAAAGCAUUCAUUAAGUAAUGGCCCUCUGCAUGGAAACGAGUGCAAUCUGACACAGCCACAUCAGUAGUAUUGUUUAACAAAAUGGGGUGUACUUGUGCUAAACUGAGAUUAUUUCCCAGUCUGCCUAAACUCGGUAUAAAUGGGGGUUAAGUUGUGGUAUGCUACACUAGUGGACCAGUGUGAGAAAUGACUGGUUGCUCCUUGAAGAUGGAUCUGAAUGCACGUUGGAAGCCAAUGUUUAACAUCUAUGCCUCUCCCAGAAGUGUCUGUGGGAAUGUACUGUUCAUUUUUUUUACAGUUUGUGUUUUCAUAGCAGUGUUAAAUUAUUUGAAAUGCUAUUGUAAGCAGCGUAGGAACUGGCAAAAACAGAAAUGGUACUUUAAGCUUUAAGAUUUCAAGUUGAAUUCCAAGACUUAUGGGCUGAAAGAUAUGGGGGCCAAUCCAUAGAUCUCCAGGUGAUAGCCCAACUUUUGCCUUUUCCUCAUUUGCCCCUCUGCUUGUUUUCCUUUGCCCUGAUGUGCUUUCUGCUGUUAAAUUUUGUUAGAAUUUCUUUUCCCUGCCUGUAUUUUACUUCAGUUCCCAGAAACAUUCCCACAUUGUUCAAUCUCCGGCCCUAAUUUUCAUCACUAUUGCAUUUUGAGGUGAACAUGUUUGCAUGCAGAACCAUUCCUUAGAGAAUAUUUUCUAAAAUAUUGAACACUUCAAAGAAUUGCUGUGAAUUUAAUUUGAAAGUUUUAAAGGGACUUUGAACAGUUAUUUGAGAUUCAUUGGAUUUGUAUGGCUUUUCACAGUGGAUGAAAUCAAAAUUAGGGAUAUUGCUGAAAGACAGGAAAUUAGAUGCUUUUAAUAUUCUCUGGUAUUUUCUCAUUUGGUAUUGUGCAUUGUGUGAAUUCCAGAACCUGGUAAUAAAUGGCAACGUUGGAACUA
Messenger RNA from Pristis pectinata (smalltooth sawfish), 2187 nucleotides. It is a transcript of the gene eif4e1c, whose product is annotated as eukaryotic translation initiation factor 4E family member 1c. The transcript has 7 exons. Gene Ontology annotation, molecular function: RNA 7-methylguanosine cap binding; translation initiation factor activity. NCBI's taxonomy places the organism in Eukaryota, Metazoa, Chordata, Chondrichthyes, Rhinopristiformes, Pristidae. The coding region runs from base 43 to 705 and encodes 220 amino acids. Gene Ontology annotation, cellular component: cytoplasm; eukaryotic translation initiation factor 4F complex. The record is from RefSeq and is a predicted model, not a curated record. Gene Ontology annotation, biological process: translational initiation.